AUGGUACCUGAUGAAACCCAAUAGAAUAAGCAAGAAGACAACUUUUCGGGGCAGUAAGAUGAUUAGUUGCAUGAUAUGAUUAGCAGCAAGCAUGUACAUAGAUCAGAAAAACAUAUCUAUAAUUAAAGAGAUGCUAUGUAUAUUUAAGAUUCAAAUAGCAUUAAGCUUACAAAUCUUAAUGAAAAUUAAUAAUUCUCAAGUAAUCUUUAGUAAGCAGCCGAAAUGCAUAAUAGUCUCUAUGGUAAAACGCCUGAUGGUAAGUUUCCAUCAGAGCUUUUAGCUUCCUUUCCUACUCCUAAGCAAUUAGAUUCUAAGAAUUAAAGAGAUGGUCUGAUAGUCGAGAUAAAAUAGCUUGAAAAAAUGAUCAAAAAACAAGAGGAAUAGCAUAAAUAACAGCUGAUUCAUGUAGAAACAGUAGGGAUCAUGACAAAAUAUUAAUUGGUAUUUAUAAAAUUAGAAACUAUGCUCACAAAAAUAGCAAAUAUGAUUAAGAAAAGAGAGUGGCUCCAUAAACUCAAUGCAUUUAAAGACAUUUAAUAACAUAGCUACAUAAAAAAAUAAAACAACUAAUUAAAAUCUAAACUUAUCUUCCGUAUUUUGGAAAAAAAAGUAGGAAGCAUUCAGUUUGCUCUUCAGAAAAUCAUUAAUAAACAGUUAAACUAGUCUUUCAAGAAAAUUAUAUUUGUAAAUAACUUAAAAGAAUAUGAAUAGAAAAUCAAAUUAGAGCAUGAAAAGUUCAAAAAGGAAUUCGUAGUAACACUCAAUAAAAAGGAUUAAGAAUUAAGUAGUAUUAACAAAAAGAAUGAAGAGUCUAACCAGUUCGUAUUCUAGCUCAAAAAUAAAGAAAUAGAGCUUAUCACUAAAAUAAAGGGUAAAGAUCAACAAAUUUAGAUGCUUUAAAGAUAGUUAGCAAGUUUGAAUGCCCUGCCAAAUCCAAACCCUCAAGCAAAUACAAAAAAAGAUCCUCAAUAAUUAGUCACAUAUAAAUUACUAGAAUAAAAGGUAAGAGAGGCUGAGCAAGAAAAUAUUGAGUUAAAAGAAAAAUUAUCUCAAACUGAAAACAGCGUUGCUGGAUUUAUGAGAGAAAUGGGAGAUAUGCUAGAUAGCCAUGAAAUGUCGACAAACAUAGUUUCAGACGAUAAUGUUUCUCUAAAUAAUUCACAUUCAAACAACUAAUUUUAAGGUGAAAUGUGA
Tetrahymena thermophila SB210 is the source of this 1194-nucleotide messenger RNA. RefSeq lists its product as hypothetical. The transcript is spliced from 7 exons. Lineage: Eukaryota; Ciliophora; Oligohymenophorea; Hymenostomatida; Tetrahymenidae. The record is from RefSeq and is a predicted model, not a curated record.